Molecule: messenger RNA, 4968 nt
Organism: Chlamydomonas reinhardtii
Lineage: Eukaryota; Viridiplantae; Chlorophyta; Chlorophyceae; Chlamydomonadales; Chlamydomonadaceae
Exons: 22
Coding region: 307-3000 (897 amino acids)
Biological process (GO): protein phosphorylation
Molecular function (GO): protein kinase activity; ATP binding
Source: RefSeq, a predicted model, not a curated record
UCAUCAGCCGUUCGCUUAUGCGAUUUCUGUGCAGCAUGGAUGCACGUCCCUUCCACAGCUGCGUCGACCGCGAAUAUUUUUAACUGCUGAGUACUCAACGUGAGGGUGACAAGUUAUAUACUGCUGGCUCCCAAAUCGAACGCAAAAUAAAACAGAGUGUUAAAAUAUCGGCCACGAACUCACUCCUGGAAGGGCGACAUGCUGCAUCCAAUUCUAUAAAACGCAUAGUUACUGAUGAGUACAUUGAUGCACGGGGCGGCAUUGCUCGUCGCCCUCCUCGGCGCUCAGGCCGCGCAGGGACGAGUAAUGCAGGCAACUUCUUGUGCGGACGUGGUGAGGGGGUAUGUGGACACGGAAGUUGACGUCGUCAUGGUCACCAGAGACAUUAACUGCACCGAGGCAUCGUGGGCGGAUGUGCCUACCCCCGUGCCGGUCAGGCGCAAUCUCACCUUUCUUGGGAUCCCGCCCGGCCCGGAUGGCAUGCUGCUGACAUGGGACAACAACUUCUUGAGCCACAAAGUGCGGCUGGUCAAUUCGACGCUCACCUUCAAGUACGUUGUUACUUUCGGCACUCGCCGUAAUAAUCAGAACCUGGCGCCCGGCUAUGACCUCCUUGUGCCAUGUGACCGGGGCGACUGGGGCCGGCUGGUGGUGGACAGCUGCUAUACCGUGCAGCGCUUGUGCCUACCACCCUCCUACCACAACCAGUCGCUGUCGGGUGCCCCGAGGCCAGCCGGCGUCCUGGGCGUUCAGUUGUUCCAGGCGAUUUUGCCGCAGCCUGCCUGCCAGUCGACUGCCUCUGAUGCCACGUACACCAGUACAAGCGGCAGAAGCAGCAGCAAUGGCCUCGAGGUGGCCAUCGCGCGGGCCCCGCCACCACCACUGCUGCCGCUCCUGUCCCUGGCGCCGCCGCAGCUGCGCUGCUGGCCGCACCUGGGCUUUUACCAGGAUUUCGCAGUAGCGUGUGCAGACCUGGAUGUGAACCAGAAAUACAUUGCCGCGGGCUAUACGAUCCAGCUGGUCAAUACCCGAUACGUCUGCGACGAGACUAUAAGUGUGGAAUGCGUGCAGGAGUUGGGAGCGGUGGGCUGCUACAGCGCAUGGGAUACGUACAAGGCAUCCCACGGUUCGCCCACGGCCGUCAACGUCACUCUUUUCUUGCCGCGCAAUGCUUCAAGCGAGCCGGCGGGUGAUGGCGGCAGCUCUGGAGGCGGGCUGAGCCAGAUGGGUCAGGUGCUGGUCGGGGCCAUCAUCGGCGGUGUGGCGGCCGCAGGCCUGCUCGUCGCCGCAGGAGUGGGCUUCGCGCGAUGGCACCGGCGCAGGGCGGCGGGCCUGUUGCCCAUGGCUUCAAAGCCGGACGGCAUGGGACCAGCACUCCAGUGCCAGGGCCAGCAACAUGGAGACGGAAAUAGCGGGGACCUCGGAAUCCGUGUCGGCGCGGACUUGCACGGAACUGCUCUGUCCACUGCGACUGCAGUUGACACAAACGGCGGCGUGGAUGCUGCAGCACCAAAGUGGAUGCUGUGCCCUGUCACGCCGUGUUGGCGGUCGCCCCGAGCCAGCAGGAACUCUUCUGCAUCCGCAUCGCCCACCGCGGCCCCUGGCACGCGCCUGAAACUGACAGCGAGCAGCGCUGUCGGCCACAAGAACGUCCUGUCUGACACCGGUAGCGGCGCUGCUACCGGAACGAGUCCGGACACGGAUCCAUGUGCCUUCGCCAUCGGCUUUUCCUCGACUCCGGGGGUCAGUGCUGCCCAGCAGCAUGCGGCGCCGGCUUCCCGUUGCAGCAACAGGCUCGAGGACAGCCACCAUAGCCAUCAAGGCAAGGCCGAGGCCCAUCAGGGGCAGCAGCAGCAGCAGGCGGACGGGGACGGGGAGGGCGAGGCAGAGGCUUCCAUGUACGACACGGUGGAGGUGGUGACGCUGGAUCGGCCCGUACGGCACGUGGAGUUGAAGGCGGAGAGCCUGCUUGACCCCACAGUGACGUUGCUGCCCAUCACUCUGGGGCGCGGCGCGUUUGGCCGUGUCGUGGAGGGCCGCUACCAGGGGCAGCGUGUGGCUGUCAAGUUGCUAAACGACUCUGCAUUUCUGGUGUCUGCGGGCGUGGCCCAGAGCACGGGCGGUGCCGCUGGCGCCCGCGGCCCCCGUGCUGAGGCUGCUGGUGGCGCCACCGAGGGCCACAGCGCUGCAGGACAAUGCGGCGACGAGGCCGCCAUGCGCCAGCAUCUGCGGGAGGCGCUGGCGCAGGAGGUCGAGGUCAUGGGCCGUUGCCGGCACCCCAACGUGCUGCGGCUGCUGGCAGCGUGUGUGGCGCCGCCGCGGCUGUGCCUGGUGAUGGAGCUGAUGGAGACGAGUCUGGAGCGACUGCUGUACGGCAGCGGCAGCAGCUAUGGCCACAUCGUUGGAGGGCGUGCCGGCGGUGGUGGCGAUGGCGGCAAUGGCGUUGCGCCGCAGCCUCUGCUGCCGCUGGCUGUCGUGCUGGACAUUGCGCUAGAUGUGGCGCACGGCCUGAGUUACCUUCACCCCACCAUCAUUCACCGCGACCUGAAGCCCGGGAAUGUGCUCUUGAACAUGUCCGGACCCAAGCCUGUUGCAAAGCUCGCGGACUUCGGUAUUUCCCGCAUCGCGAGCACCGUUCUGAACACGGACCAUCCAGAGGCUGGCACGCCCGCAUUUAUGGCCCCAGAGCUGUUUGAUAUUGACAACUAUCUGGUCUCUCACAAAGUUGAUGUUUACAGCUUCGGCAUCCUCUUGUGGAGCAUGCUGUCUGGCGAAGUGCCCUGGCAGGAUCUGACGCUGGUCCAGAUGGCCUAUCGGGUUGCGGUGCUUCAGGAGCGACCACCUCUUGCAGCCAUCCCCGCACAUCGCCUGCCGCCCAAGAUGAUCCGUCUGAUCACGUCCUGCUGGGAUCCGGUGCCGGAGAGGCGGCCCGCCGCCGCUGAGGCCGUCAAGCAGCUGCUCCUGAUCAAGGAGGAGCACAGCGGAUUGCAGGCAGCGUAAACACUGUCUUCAUGUCUAUGCCAUGUGCAUGACCAUGCGCACACGCAUGUAUCGUGAUACAAUAUGCACAAGGUUACAUGGUUCCAAAGAUAUACUCGUUUCAUGUGCACUUGGGGGCAGUGAUAUCAUCAUAUGGUACUGGCUUAUCACAUGUUCGUUUCGCAUCGUUUACCCGCCUACAUCGGAAAAGUGCACGAGUGUACUGAUAUAUCGUUUGCGCACAGGGAGGUUUAUAACUUGAUGCACUAUUGGACGCAGCAGGGAACGCAUAAGAGAACCCGGAUGCGGUGGUUAGGGUUUAACGCAAUAGGGGUGCUGUUGAUUGUGCAUGACCACAGAAGAGCCUUUGUUCGGUGUGCACAGCUCGAGCUUCUGCGAGAAUCCAGAUGUGAUGCUGGCAGUAGCUGUAAAUGCUGCCCUGGGAAGGCCCUUGGGAAGGCCUAGGGAUUAGGGGGGUUAUGCCACAUGGAGUUUUGCGCAGAUAGCUCCACGGUGUGACGCAAUGUGCGGCGUGCACACACACUAAUAAGCAGUAGUGGUGCUCUUGGUAUUGGCAAAGGCCUCAAGGAAGUUCUGCAGGAACAGGACUCUGUCCAGUUGGAAGAAUGGCCCAGGUGUUUGCGAGUGGAAGCACAAUACGGUAACACGGUACAUGUCCUUAUAAAGGGAACGCAAGAAGACUGGCGAGUGUGUGCACAGUGCGCGUAACGUGCGCAUGCUUGGGCUGAGAGGCAGGGAGGCAGUUAUGUACGAGACCCGCUCAUCCCUGCCGGGGUAAUGCCACCAGAAGACCUAAACGAAUUGCCUGGUGUCACGAAAUUGUGGCGGUGAUGCUACAUGAUGGGGCUUUGGUGGGUCUUGCAGGGUCUUGCACGGCUUGGGUUCGACUCACUGUGCGCUGACCUGCUGGACUUAAGCAUGCAGAGUUGCAGCAACACCUUGGGUGGUGGUGGAUUCAAGUCAGGGGGGCUUCCCCUUCCAAGUUUGUCCCGGGCAGCGCUCGAUGGUCCCUGCUUGCUUGUACGCUCGGGUUGUCCCCUCAUGCAAUCUCCGGCCAGCGUGCAAGGCUGUCGUCCCGUCAUAGCUCCUGCAGACAUCCGAACGGCGAGGCGCACUAGCCUGCACUAGCUUCCUCAUGAUGGCAGCCACUCCUAUGGGCACUAUGCCCUCCCGCUCCCAGUUCAAUGCGGGCGCCCUUGCUGGCCACUGCUGGCCGCGUCACGUCACUGGCUCGUGAACUGCGUCAGCAGGUCCCUCUUGUAACCAAUAAUCUGGCCAUGUCCAUACAUCUGUCGUGACCUGGCGUGUGACCGUGCAUAUCGUGUGACUGAGUGAUUUGGAUGUGGUUUUGGCGUGUGGGAAGAGGGGAACGUGCCCGAGGUUGGUUGGCUCGACACGGUGUAUUGCAUGGGAGGUCGGAGUACGGGUGAUCCGAGAGAGGAUAUAGGUCGCGUCUGAGAGCGGCUAGAGCCGUCUCUCAUUCCGAUCCUAGGCGAGAUAGUCUUUGACCGUUCUAUUGAGGGACCCGUCCUAGUGGACGUUGAACUCUGAGGCAACAUGUAAGCCGGAACGUGAUCGUCUUGCGCCACCCUCUCGCUCGCUACGCAUGCGCUCCAGGCCGCCUACACCGUGGCCAACACGGCCAGUUGCAGAGGCCGACAUAACAGAUCUGCAAACACGUUCAUUGUCCUAUCAUAGGGCGCGACACAUCCGCGAAUACCCUUGCUGUGAACCUGUGACCCGCUUGCCCUUUAGGUGCCGUCCUGCAGAGUUCCGAUGGCCAAGCAAAGGCAGUUAUCGUAGAAACAGACAUAUGUACGGUGUCUGACUGCAGGCUGCCUAGUAUUGUGCAGGCUGACCGACUGACGACAGGACGGCAGACAGUUGCGAUAUUCCCAGGUAGGGGACGUGAACCAGCACGGCCGCGUAGCCCCUUGCUACCAUCACAUCGUAGGCGUCGUAUUCUCA